AUGUCAUGCGGGAUGGAUUUCGCCGAUCUCACGACCGGUGAGACUGGAGCGUGUUGUUUUUCUCUCCGGCAUCACAUACAUGACAACCGAAACGUUCCCCCCUUCUUUCUUUCGACACCAUCGCCUGCGACAUUGCGUGAGUAUCACAACAAGUUUCCCCCUUUCCCCUUUGCGCACACUUAUUUCCACUCUGUUUCGACAACAUACAUGCGCAGUCGUGAUCAGAGCGCUGAGCAAGUGUCAUCCUCAUCCAAGAGUGAAAAGACCGAAGGAUCGUCCUCAUCACCAGCGGCUAUGUCUACCGAGAUCGCGCCACUUACCAUCCGCGUGGGCUCACAGGCGACCAAGACAGUCUACAUCAGCCAAGAGAACGUCACCACCUUCGGCAACGUCAUUGACGACCACAACCCCAUUCACAGUGACCCGGAGGCGGCCCAGGCAGCGGGGUUUCCCACCACCAUUUGUUACGGCAUGUACGCCGGCUCGCUUUUCUCAGGUCUCAUGGCGAAGGAGAUGCCCGGCCCUGGCACUGUGUACCUGUCGCAGAACUUGCGCUUCACCGCUCCGGUUUUCGUCGGCGACGAUAUCCAGGCCAUCGUCGAGGUCCGCGAGUUCCGCAAGGAUAAGGGACUCGUUUAUCUGUCCAACAUUCUACAAAAGACGGAGCCUUCUACCGGCAAGACAAUUAUGUGCGUUGACGGGUCUGCCGUGGUCAUGAACAAGAAUCUGAAGUUUGAGGGCGAGAGUGAGUGGUCUGUGAAGUAG
Leishmania braziliensis MHOM/BR/75/M2904 is the source of this 765-nucleotide messenger RNA. Its product is annotated as putative 3-hydroxyacyl-ACP dehydratase. Bases 1 to 765 code for a protein of 254 amino acids. The transcript has a single exon. The record is from RefSeq and is a predicted model, not a curated record. NCBI's taxonomy places the organism in Eukaryota, Euglenozoa, Kinetoplastea, Trypanosomatida, Trypanosomatidae.